Messenger RNA from Cryptomeria japonica (Japanese cedar), 1047 nucleotides. Its product is annotated as ethylene-responsive transcription factor ERF022. The coding region runs from base 152 to 754 and encodes 200 amino acids. Gene Ontology annotation, molecular function: DNA binding; DNA-binding transcription factor activity. The transcript has a single exon. Lineage: Eukaryota; Viridiplantae; Streptophyta; Pinopsida; Cupressales; Cupressaceae. The record is from RefSeq and is a predicted model, not a curated record. Gene Ontology annotation, biological process: regulation of DNA-templated transcription.
CACUUUUUCCUCAACACGCAGCUUAACAUUCUUCCAACUUUUUCCAUUCUUCACAUCUUACACAAAAUACCUUACCUACCCCUUUUCCAGCGCCUAAUAGGAUACUGAAAAUUAUACUACUCCUUGAUAUCUUACAUUUUGCCUGAGCAAAAUGAGUACGCCCUUCAAACAAGAGCCCGCCCGAAUUCCACCUCCAGACAAUCACGGAGAAAAGAGGAUGAAAUUUAAGGGAAUUCGGAAGAGAAAAUGGGGAAAAUGGGUUUCAGAAGUGAGAAUGCUGAAUUCCCGAUCUAAAAUUUGGCUGGGGUCUUACGAAACGGCUGAGCAGGCAGCCCGUGCUUUCGACGCCGCCAUUUAUUGUCUGAGAGGACCUCACGCCAAUCUCAAUUUUCCCGACACCAUACCCGCCAUUCCGGCGGCCUCGUCACUUUCCCGUCAGCAGAUUCAGGCCGCCGCCGCCAAAUAUGCGCGGGGCCAAAUCCCCUCCACCUGCAAAAAUAAUUGCAGCGCCUUGCCGGAGAAGCCAUUUUCGCCGCCAAUUUCUUCGGAAAUGCAGACGUUAAGUGACAGUCUAUUGAUGUCGGAGGAACUGGAUUUCGUGCUGGGGGAAUCUCUAUUUGUGCAUUCCGACAGCAAUCAGUUGCUGAAUUUGGAUGAACUCCUGUGUGAUGACGCAGCUACGCCGGAACUGACGUCCCCAACAGGGGAGCAGGGGUCUAAAUUCUUUGACGCAUCGCAGUUCUGGAAUUUCUGAAUUCUGAGCCGAUUUGGACAGAUAGGAAAGACUAAUUUGUGGUCAUAGAUAAAGCCUUUUCGUCCACGUUGGCAAUUUUGCCACAUGGACGUCAUAAGCCGUCUAACGAUUCUUUUUUUUGCCAGGCUUGAUUUUCCCGACACCAUACCCGCCAUUCCGUGUUCCUCGUCACUUUCCCGGCAACAGAUUCAGGUCGCUGCUGCCAAUUACGCGCGCUGUUAAAUCCAUAUUUUCGGACCCACCGCAAUUGUGGAAUUUCUAUUUUACUGAUAAACAUCUCACAGUUUUUUAAA